AUGGCGAUGAGUUCAACUCUUCUGUAUCCGCCUACAGCAUACGCCACAGAGGACCCUAUGCGACCUCCUAUGCCGCAGUCUAUGCCCCAGUCCAUGUCCCAACCUAUGUCGCAACCACUACCGCAGCCUGUACCUCAGCAAGAGCCCGACUCCAUCGAAAGUACACCUAGCUUCUCAGAUUAUCAUCAUUUAACCUUCCGUCAACAACCCGAGCGCGCCCGCGUUGCCGGAUCCAAGGACAAGGAGCGUAAACCUAUCGACCCACCCCCUAUUAUCCAGCUUGAAGUCAAGGGCGAUUGUGAAGCUUCAAACAACUACCUUCAAAGUCCCUACUACUUUAUGUGCUGCUCAUUAUAUACCGCCGCAGAAGGCAACGACUCGAGCCCUAUAGUACCCGCAUGUGCCCUAGCGGGCACUUUGGUAUCCUCACUGCAUCGCCUAAAGGAUAUGCAAAACAAAGAUGGUGGCUUCUUUGUAUUCGGUGACCUUUCCGUCAGGGUAGAAGGAGAAUUCAGGCUCAUGUUUGACUUAUUCGAACUCAAAGGCGCCAAACGUGAUCAAGCCAUCCAUAUCAAACGCAUUAGUUCAAACCAAUUCAAAGUUCUCGCUCCGAAAAACUUUCCCGGAAUGGCCGAGUCUACUUAUCUGUCGAAAUCAUUUGCCGACCAGGGAGUCAAGCUCCGAAUUCGCAAAGAGCCACGAACACUUUUGUCCACUAAAAGGCAUUAUAGCCACAGCGAUAACUAUCAAAACACCUCGCCCAUCGAACAGUCUCGCUCUCCAAAACGCCAGGCCAUCACACCCCAAAACCAUCAUCAAACCACUCCAAUAUAUUCAACCCAACAUCCGCUACAGCCUAGCCAUGCUGCACAACCAAUGCACGCAGGACAUCAAGGCCAAGCGACAUCACCCUAUGCUGCUGCCCAGCAAUUUCCUAUGAAUAAUGGCCUCGUUCCAGCUUCAUGGUACCCUAUGAGAUAA
Molecule: messenger RNA, 981 nt
Organism: Trichophyton rubrum CBS 118892
Lineage: Eukaryota; Fungi; Ascomycota; Eurotiomycetes; Onygenales; Arthrodermataceae
Exons: 8
Coding region: 1-981 (326 amino acids)
Source: RefSeq, a predicted model, not a curated record